ACAGCUGAGUUUUACACAGUAACAUCUGAAACAGCUGAGUUUUACACAGUAAAAUCUGAGUUUUACACAAGCAACAGCUGGAACAGCUGAUCAGUGCGUUCAUCCGAAUGAGACAAACCUGCAUGCACAGGCCAAUAUAAACCGCUGGGAGGUAGCUAGUCAUACCACGACAAAAUCAUUUUAAUAGGAUUUUGUCUUCUCUAGUUUGUACAUCAUCGGCUGUGUAACACGCAACUAAGAUGAACUUCAGCUCUGUCGCCCGUCUUAGUAGCCAAGAAAAUGUUCUGGCCUCAAAUAGGAUGGAUUCAUCCCGUAUGGACAGGGCUAAACAGAGGACUAUACUCGGCGUUUUAACAGAAAACGAACAACACAGUCGAUCUUUUGGUCAGGGAGUAAUUUUUUCCAAACGUGGCUCUAUUUUGGACAACUCCCACACCAAUCUCCUGGGUUGUCCCUCAAGCUCUAGCGCUGACAUCUAUGUGGAUGAGCCAUGUGAGGUCGUCAUCCCAGCCUCUGGUGAACUAGUGGCUGCAGAGCCUCAGGUGGUGGAUGAGGAAACUGCUGCUAUGCAACAUAGAGAUUUGCGUCUCUUCCUGGACCUGAGCUCAGGGUCAUGCAUGGACACCUCUAUGCAGUCGCUUCCAGAUAACGAGGCUCUCACCACUCAGAAUGCCAUGUGUCUGGCAGAAUAUUCUGAGGACAUCCACAAACACUUACGCAAGAGUGAAAUUAAGUGCCAUCCGAAGUCUGGCUACAUGCGGAAGCAGCCGGAUAUCACCAACUGCAUGCGUGUCAUCCUGGUGGACUGGCUGGUGGAGGUCGGCCAGGAGUACAAGCUGUGUGGGGAGACGAUCUACCUGGCUGUCAACUACAUGGACCGCUUCCUCUCCUGCAUGUCUGUACUCCGGGGCAAGCUGCAGCUGGUGGGCACCGCUGCACUGCUGCUGGCUGCUAAAUACGAGGAGAUCUACCCUCCGGAGGUGGAUGACUUUGUGUACAUCACAGAUGACACUUACACCAAGAAGCAGCUGCUUCGUAUGGAACACUUCCUGCUGAAGGUGUUGGCCUUCGACAUGACCGCCCCCACCACACACCAGUUCCUCCGCCAUCUCCUCACCGUCCAAGCAGUUUGCUUCAAGACCGAGAGCCUUGCCCUGUAUGUGGCAGAGCUGAGCAUGUUGGAAGUGGAUCCAUUCCUGCACUACUUCCCCUCUAUGGUGGCGGCUGCUGCUUUCUGUCUGGCCAACUACACCCUCAACAGGUCCCUCUGGCCUGACGCCCUGUACACCUUCACUGGCUACACCCUGGCAGAGAUUGUACCCUGCCUCAAGGACCUCCACAAGAUGUACCUCAGUGCCUACAGUCGCCCCCAACAGGCCAUCAGGGAGAAGUACAAGGGCUCAAAGUUUGGCAACGUGUCUAUGCUAAGUCCUCCUGGGGAUCUGCCUUUUUACUGAAGUUGCUGGGAAAUGACUGACAACACAGCUCUUAGCUCCCUCAGUAGAUGCCUACUGGAUAACUUAUUUGUAUUGCUUUUAAUCCUUUUUAAAUGAAUAUCUUAUUAACACUUUGUUCUAGCUAGCUAUUUGUGUAGGUAGCUAUCAAGUAAACCCAAUGAUAAUAGUAACUUGUUGACUUAACUCUAGAAUGCCUACAAGUGUUUUAGUACUAGUCUGUAAGCUCAGGAUUUAACCUAGACCUUUUUUAUUUUUCUAAACGGGUGGUUGAAUCUUUGUUUUUACUGUACGAAGUCAUUUUUUUGCUUUUGGUCACUGCCACACAAUCAUGGACCUCUGGCUGCAUCUUGUAUGUUGCAUCAUGUGAUUAAAGGAAACAAGUUGCCUACA
Oncorhynchus mykiss (rainbow trout) is the source of this 1847-nucleotide messenger RNA. It is a transcript of the gene ccna1, whose product is annotated as cyclin A1. Lineage: Eukaryota; Metazoa; Chordata; Actinopteri; Salmoniformes; Salmonidae. The record is from RefSeq and is a predicted model, not a curated record.